AUGGAGGACGACCUAUUCGAAGGAGCAGACUCCCGGUCACGAAGUCCAAAAUGUCUCCGCCCCCCACAGCAGAGAAGGAGGAGUCGUUCUGGUUCUCGGAAUCGCAGCAGAGCUCCACGAGAAGCCGACAAAUCGCGAGCUCCCCCAAAAGAGGCACCCAAACGCUCUUCCUCAUCCUCUUCUUCCUCAUCCUCCUCAUCCUCCUCAUCCUCACCUUCACCAGAGCGACAGAAACAGCCCCAAAAUUCACCUCCAAAUCCUGACAGACGCACGGACGAUCAAAAAGCACAGUCCUCCUCACAAGUUCCGCCCCCUGACAGACGCCAAUCAGAGAGCGGAGGCAAGCAGCAGGAGGCGGAGCUCGAAGGGAGGAGUGAAGUGAAUGGAAAACAAACCAAAAACAGUCAAAACACGGAUACAAACAAGAGAGCAGCAGUUCCUCCUCAUCUUCAUCGUCAUCAUCCUCUUCCUCAUCAUCCUCAGACAGUUCGGACUCGGAGGGAGAGCAAAAGAAAGGGAAAAAGGCCCAAACAACAACUCAGAGCUCUGGGUCCUCCUCAUCCUCAUCGGACGACGAAAAGGAGACAAAGAAAAAGAGCAGCUCUUCAGGUCGUGAGAGGGUUCCUGCUGAUUCCCUCAGAGAUUCUCGCUCACUCAGUUACUCUCCGCCCAGAUACAUGAGAGGCAGCCGCAGGUCAUGGCAGCGAUCAUCUCCCAGUCGCUCAUCCAGCAGCAGACAUAAAAAAUGAUUGAGCCAAACUGGCCCAAGUUCAGUCUGAGGAGGGACUGCAGCGGAGCCUGUGACAUCUGACCUCCAACCCUGCCCUUUGACCCUGCGCCUGGGCCCAGACUUUUCUUUUUUAAUUUCUUUUGCACAGUGAAGUAGCCCUACUGCUGUGUUGUGUUUAUGUAGAUAUGAGCUGAACCGAACCAUGUUUUCUUUUUUCUUAUGUAACAAAAAUUAAGUGAUUUGGAUGUCCUGUUGACAGAAUCUGCAACACGUACUUUAUUUCUUUGUUGAAAUUGUUAAUAUUAAUAAAAUGUAACUGUACAUUUUAA
Periophthalmus magnuspinnatus is the source of this 1059-nucleotide messenger RNA. RefSeq names its product serine/arginine repetitive matrix protein 1-like. NCBI's taxonomy places the organism in Eukaryota, Metazoa, Chordata, Actinopteri, Gobiiformes, Gobiidae. The transcript is spliced from 5 exons. Bases 1 to 681 code for a protein of 226 amino acids. The record is from RefSeq and is a predicted model, not a curated record.